GUCAGUUAGCUAAUCAAUUUCCGAGAGUUUCUUAGUAACCAGUCUACAAAAUAUCCAAGAUAUGGUUCUUUCCGAUAGCAGAGACAUACCGUUUAAACACGCUUCUCCAGAACAGUUUUACGGUGUCUUCAAAAGCCACGCUUACCUCUUACGUGAUAGCUGCCUUAAUGUUGUGUCCAAAAUUUAUCUUGAUGACGAUACCCAAACCUGGGAAGCUGCUCCUGGCCACCACAAGUGGAUUCAAUUCCUCUCCCCCUCUGAUGAACUCUACAAAAUCAAGGAUGAAGUGGAAAACGUAAACGAGACCUCGAAGACCAUCAGCUACAAAAUAAAGGAAGGGCCAAUACUAGCCAACAUCAGCGGGUUCGCAUUAGAGGUUAAAAAUAGCAACGUUGCAAAAUGGACUAUCUCUUAUAACGACACAUAUCCCGAAGAGUACUUCAAUCUUUUGGCAUCUAUCACCAAGGGUGUUGAUAAUCACUUUGCUAAUGAAAAUUAGCCAGCAUAAUAGAACAUGCAUGCAUGCCCCUUCUAAUAUAUAGUGUUACUGGUAUUUGUAUUGAGAAAUAAAAGUUUCAAAGGUGCGUAUGUUCAUGCAUGCAUGUUCCCAUCAGCUCAUAAUUAAGAUGUAUAGCUAGCUACCAUAUUCACUGAGAUGGCAAGGUGCUUGGCUCUUGAUGUGCUUACCUUUUAAUUGAAAGGUGCAGCAUGAAAGGGCAACGCCUUCAUAAUCUUGUGGGUAUUUAUGUAAUAAAGCUAGCCAGCCCUCUAUGUAUCUUGUUUGUGUCGAUUUAUAUUAAUAAUAUGUGUGCCUUAAUUA
This is a messenger RNA of Populus nigra (black poplar), 820 nucleotides long. RefSeq lists its product as uncharacterized. The record is from RefSeq and is a predicted model, not a curated record. Lineage: Eukaryota; Viridiplantae; Streptophyta; Magnoliopsida; Malpighiales; Salicaceae. Bases 62 to 499 code for a protein of 145 amino acids. The transcript has 2 exons. Gene Ontology annotation, biological process: defense response.